AUGUUUUUUCUACAAAAAAAUCCGCUUUUUCUGAUAAAAAAUAAGUCAAGUAAACGUACACGAAAUGAUUCAGAAAUACCUGUAUCAAAUGAUGACUCAAUGAAUGCAUUUCCCUCUUCUUUGCCUCCAAGCAGUCCUCCAAUGCUAAGUGGACUUGAUAUUUCUGAAAACGAGGCUUUAAUUGAUGAUAUGAUUGAUGAUUUAGAUGAAGCAGCUGAAGAAGAAGAUGGAGAAGAUCUUUUUGGAGAAAAUAUGGAACGGUAUAAUCUUAUAUCUUUGUUAAGAGAUUACAUGGAAAAUUUGGAACUUGAUCAAUAUGAUAUUGAGGAACUAGAUGAUGAGGGAGAAUAUGAAGCAAUGGACCCAGCAUUGCGUAGACAAGUCGAAGCUAAGCUCAGAAGACGUGACAAAGAGCUUGAACGUGCAAAGGGAAUACAUAAAACUGCAGCAUUUCUUCAAGACGAUGAUGAUGAUCCACUUGAUUUUUCUGUGAUACGUAGGCGUAGACGUUACUAUGAUGAUCGUCAGGAUGACAUGAAUGAGGAACUUGUUGAUGAAGAGCUUACUUUAGAUGCACUUCUAGAUAUUAAAGCAGAUUCAAUGAGCGAAUGGGUAUUGAUGGAACCAGUACAGCGAGCGAUUUCACGUGAAUUCAGAGCUUUUCUUCUCGAAUAUACUGAUAGCAAAGGCAUAUCAGUCUAUGGUAACCGUAUUCGAACUCUUGGAGAAAUGAAUUCAGAAAGUCUUGAAAUCAAUUAUACACAUCUUUCGGAGUCCAAAGCAGUAUUAGCGUAUUUUCUUGUCCAUUCGCCUUUUGAAGUUCUUUCUGUAUUUGAUAGAGUGGCUAUGGAAGCAACUCUUUUGCAUUAUCCUGAUUAUAAGCGUAUCCAUAGUGAAAUUCAUGUUCGUAUUAUAGGAUUACCUAAAACCUUUAAACUUGGGGAAUUACGACAAGCACAUCUUAAUUGUCUUAUCAAAGUUUCGGGUGUAGUAACUCGACGUACAGGUGUAUUUCCUCAACUUAAAUAUGUUAAAUUUAAUUGUCAAAAAUGUGGAAUUAUCCUCGGUCCAUUUUCUCAAGAUAGUAACAUGGAAAUAAAAAUAGGAUUUUGCCACAACUGUCAAAGUAAAGGACCUUUCUCUUUAAAUUCAGAGAAAACAAUAUAUAGGAAUUAUCAAAAAAUGACAUUACAAGAAAGCCCUGGAACUAUUUCUCCAGGUCGUUUACCACGUCAUAGAGAAAUUAUUCUUCUAUGGGAUUUAAUUGAUAGUGCAAAACCGGGCGAAGAAAUUGAAGUUACAGGGGUUUAUAGGAAUAAUUUCGAUGCAUCAUUAAACGUAAAAAAUGGAUUUCCUGUUUUUGCUACAAUUAUUGAAGCUAAUCAUAUCAAUAAAAUGUAUGAUCAGUUUUCUGCAUUUAAUUUAACAGAAGAAGAUGAAAAAGCUGUUAAACAGUUAUCUAAAACUGAAAAUAUAGAUAAAAGAAUUAUUGCAUCUAUUGCGCCUUCUAUUUAUGGGCAUCAUGAUAUAAAACAAGCAAUUGCAUGUUCUUUAUUUGGUGGUGUGCCAAAAGAUAUAAAUGGUAAACAUAGUAUUCGUGGAGAUAUCAAUGUGCUUUUGCUAGGUGAUCCUGGUACUGCAAAAUCUCAGUUUUUAAAAUAUGUUGAAAAAAUAGCACAUAGAGCAGUAUUUGCAACAGGCCAAGGAGCAAGUGCUGUUGGUUUAACUGCUAGUGUAAGAAAAGACCCAGUAACAGGAGAAUGGACUUUAGAGGGUGGAGCAUUGGUCCUUGCAGAUAGAGGUGUUUGCUUAAUCGACGAGUUUGAUAAAAUGAACGACAAAGAUAGAACAUCAAUUCAUGAAGCUAUGGAACAGCAGUCUAUUUCAAUUUCUAAAGCAGGAAUUGUAACAACACUUCAAGCACGAUGCGCAAUACUAGCAGCUGCAAAUCCUAUAGGUGGUAGAUAUAAUACAACAAUACCUUUUAGUCAAAAUGUUGAACUUACAGAGCCGAUAUUAUCUCGGUUUGAUAUUUUAAAUGUUGUAAAAGAUACAGUAGAUCCAGAAGGAGACGAAAGAUUAGCAAAAUUUGUCAUCGGAUCCCAUCUAAAAAGUCAUCCUCAUUACAAUUCUACUACAAAUUUGACUCAUUCUGAACAAUCUAAAGACUCAAUUGAGCCAAUACCUCAGGAUUUAUUACGAAAAUAUAUAAUAUACGCUAGAGAACGCGUGCAUCCAAAACUUCAUCAGAUGGAUCAAGAUAAAAUUUCCAAAUUAUAUAGCGAUAUGAGACGAGAAUCCUUAGCAACCGGAUCAUAUCCUAUUACUGUACGCCAUUUAGAAUCAAUUAUUCGAAUAAGCGAAGCGUUUGCUAAAAUGCAUCUUUCCGAAUAUGUUAAAACACAACAUAUUGAUUCUGCUAUUAAAGUAAUUGUUGAUUCUUUUAUUAGUGCUCAAAAAUUAAGUGUUAAAAAAUCAUUGUCAAGAGGUAAUCUUUGCUAUUAUAUAAUUUUCUAUAAAUCUAAUGCAAACAAAGCAUUUGCUAAAUAUACAUUGCCCAAAAGCAACCGAAUACCUAUCAAAGCUUGA
Molecule: messenger RNA, 2589 nt
Organism: Pneumocystis jirovecii RU7
Lineage: Eukaryota; Fungi; Ascomycota; Pneumocystomycetes; Pneumocystales; Pneumocystaceae
Product: MCM DNA helicase complex subunit MCM2
Exons: 6
Coding region: 1-2589 (862 amino acids)
Biological process (GO): DNA replication; mitotic DNA replication initiation; double-strand break repair via break-induced replication
Cellular component (GO): MCM complex; nucleus
Molecular function (GO): single-stranded DNA binding; ATP binding; 3'-5' DNA helicase activity
Source: RefSeq, a predicted model, not a curated record